Rhipicephalus sanguineus (brown dog tick) is the source of this 1780-nucleotide messenger RNA. RefSeq lists its product as uncharacterized. The transcript has a single exon. NCBI's taxonomy places the organism in Eukaryota, Metazoa, Arthropoda, Arachnida, Ixodida, Ixodidae. Bases 225 to 1076 code for a protein of 283 amino acids. The record is from RefSeq and is a predicted model, not a curated record.
CCAACGGAAGCGAACCUUGCGUUCGCCUCCUCCCUGUCGCCCAUGCUUCAGGACAUUCGGCAGCGGCCCCACCCCUGCUGUGGAUCAUCGAAAGCAAUCCAGCUGCCCUAUCGCCGUCGACAACAUCUUAUGCGCAGCCUAUAAAGCAGCAACCACCGUCCAUUGCGCACUGUGGGCUUCGCGGCUGUGCCACUACACAGCCCGCUAACCCGUUCAUCCUGAUCAUGCAGGUUAGUAGUUCGUAUCAAGCACCUACUAAAAAAUCAAGUGAUUACUUUUUGGUGCAGCUGCCAAGCCCACAGUGCUGCCUUUUACUUAUUUCUGAAUGUAUCGAUGUCAUACGCGCCUUGCUACUGCUAUCGGGGGAUGUAGAGACAAACCCCGGCCCUGACAAAGUCGUCCUCGACGAACUGAGAAAGUUGUCUGCCGGCCAGGCCACACUAAUAUCUGAGAUGCAGAGCCUCAAAACCCAGCUAACAAGCACAACCAACACUAUCGCUAAUCUAAGCACCCGCCUCACAGACUUAGAAAAUCAUUGCCAAAAUCUUCUAGCUCUCCGAACAGAAGUAGACGCCCUUAACUCUAAGACCGGCCAACUAACCCAUCGUAUGUGUGACAUUGAAGAGCGCCUUGACGACCUCGAGAACCGCUCCCGACGCAACAACUUGAUAUUCUACGGUUUUCCUGACACCAACCCGAAGGAAACAUACGCUCAAUCGGAACAAAUAAUCAUUGACCACUGUCUUAAAUGCUUUGGUCUUACAGUCGUGACUAAAGACAUAGAGCGUGCGCAUCGUCUAGGACGUUACAGCACUAACCGGAAACGACCCAUUAUCGUUAAGCUUUCAUCUUUCAAAACUAAAGAAUCUAUCCUUUCGAACGGCCCAAAACUAAAAGGCACAAACCUCAGCAUUGGCGAAGACUUCACGCGUCCAGUUCGAACUGCACGGAAACAACUUGUUACCUUUGCUAGGAGCAAAUCCGUGCCAUUUUCAUUACGCUUCAAAACCCUGCACAUUGGAGACCAGCGAUAUAUUUUUGACAGUGCGGCAGGAAUUGUCAGAGCCGUAUCGUAGGGAUCAUGUCGCCGUCAGCAAGCACGCCAUCAGCCCCGUACAAACGCAAAAGCAAACCUUUCAUUUUCUGUACUUUACACUAACAUACGUAGUUUUCUUCCCAAACGCGUGCUCCUGUCUAAUCAAAUGCAAUCGUCCGGCAGUAGUGUACUGAUACUAACAGAAACAUGGCUCAGUGACGAUAUUUCAGAUACAGAGGUACUGGCCGACUUGCCAAAUUUUAACGUCUUUCGUCACGACCGCAAAAACGCACGUGGCGGCGGCGUACUCAUCGCCACUAAAAAAGAACUAUCAUGCUCUCUAAUCAACACAUCUUCGUCACUAGAAUCACUAUGGGUAUUAUGCCGUGCCCCUCCCGAAGCAAUAAUACUUGGCGUAUGCUAUAGGCCCCCUCGAACUGAUCCAGAUUUCGCCCCGCAAACUUAACGAAAUAUUAUCUCAGCUUACAAAUAAACACCCUAACGCACAUAUUCUGCUUUAUGGGGAUUUCAACUUUCCCACCAUUAAUUGGCUCAAUCAGGCUUCUCCAACUUCAGGAAAUACUGAAGCAAGGGAAUUUGUGGAUGUUUGCCUCAACUUUAACCUUAUCCAACAGUUAACUAAACCAACGCGCGUCACUAAUGAAUCCUCAAACAUUUUAGACCUAAUACUAACAAAUAGCCCCGAAAGCUUAAAAUCUAUUGCAUACCUGCGCGAAAUCAGCG